GAAGUGGUGACUGAGGUCAGAGGGCGGAGUCGCUGCUUGGAGACGGCGGGAGCUCUUUCGCCAUGGCUGCCGGGCCCAUCUCCGAGCGGAACCAGGAUGCCACCGUGUACGUGGGGGGUCUGGAUGAGAAGGUUAGUGAACCACUGCUGUGGGAACUGUUUCUCCAGGCAGGACCAGUAGUCAACACCCACAUGCCAAAGGAUAGAGUAACAGGCCAGCACCAAGGAUAUGGUUUUGUGGAAUUCUUGAGUGAGGAGGAUGCUGACUAUGCCAUUAAGAUCAUGAACAUGAUCAAACUCUAUGGGAAACCAAUACGUGUGAACAAGGCAUCCGCUCACAACAAAAACCUGGAUGUAGGGGCCAACAUUUUCAUUGGGAACCUGGACCCAGAGAUUGAUGAGAAGCUGCUUUAUGAUACUUUCAGCGCCUUUGGAGUCAUCUUACAAACCCCCAAGAUUAUGCGGGACCCUGACACAGGCAACUCCAAAGGUUAUGCUUUUAUUAAUUUUGCUUCGUUUGAUGCUUCGGAUGCAGCAAUUGAGGCUAUGAAUGGGCAGUACCUUUGUAACCGCCCUAUCACUGUGUCUUAUGCCUUCAAGAAGGACUCUAAGGGAGAGCGCCAUGGCUCAGCAGCUGAACGGCUUCUGGCAGCUCAGAACCCACUCUCCCAGGCUGACCGCCCCCAUCAGCUGUUUGCAGAUGCACCUCCUCCACCUUCUGCUCCCAAUCCUGUGGUAUCAUCACUGGGAUCCGGGCUUCCACCACCAGGCAUGCCUCCUCCUGGCUCCUUCCCACCCCCAGUGCCACCUCCUGGAGCCCUCCCACCUGGGAUACCCCCAGCCAUGCCUCCGCCACCUAUGCCUCCUGGGGCUGGAGGACAUGGCCCCCCAUCAGCAGGAACUCCAGGAGCAGGACAUCCUGGUCAUGGACACUCACAUCCUCACCCAUUUCCUCCAGGUGGGAUGCCCCAUCCAGGGAUGUCUCAGAUGCAACUGGCACACCAUGGCCCUCAUGGCUUAGGACACCCCCAUGCGGGACCCCCAGGCUCUGGGGGACAGCCACCACCUCGACCACCACCUGGAAUGCCUCAUCCUGGACCUCCUCCAAUGGGCAUGCCCCCCCGAGGGCCUCCAUUUGGGUCUCCCAUGGGUCAUCCAGGUCCUAUGCCCCCACAUGGUAUGCGUGGACCUCCUCCACUGAUGCCCCCUCAUGGAUACACUGGCCCUCCACGCCCCCCACCCUAUGGCUACCAGAGGGGACCUCUCCCUCCACCCAGACCAACUCCCCGGCCUCCAGUUCCCCCUCGUGGCCCGCUCCGGGGCCCUCUCCCUCAGUAAAUUUGCAUUCUCCUUCCUCUUGUUAUACCCUCCCAAUAUCUUUUCGAGUCCUUGGACCAGUCAGAGUUGCUGUACCUUCUUGGGGCUAAGGCACUAAUCCCUUUCAACCCUGCCCCAUUUAAUGUAAUUUUUUCCCACUGGAGGUAUUCCCUUUUUUUGCAAAUGCACAGACAAAAUUAAAGUCCUUGUUUGUUCUUUGUGACA
Molecule: messenger RNA, 1541 nt
Organism: Otolemur garnettii (small-eared galago)
Lineage: Eukaryota; Metazoa; Chordata; Mammalia; Primates; Galagidae
Gene: SF3B4
Product: splicing factor 3b subunit 4
Exons: 6
Coding region: 63-1337 (424 amino acids)
Biological process (GO): positive regulation of mRNA splicing, via spliceosome
Cellular component (GO): U12-type spliceosomal complex; nucleolus
Molecular function (GO): RNA binding
Source: RefSeq, a predicted model, not a curated record